This is a messenger RNA of Cetraspora pellucida, 503 nucleotides long. The record is from the annotation of a GenBank genome assembly. Lineage: Eukaryota; Fungi; Glomeromycota; Glomeromycetes; Diversisporales; Gigasporaceae.
UAAAUGCAACGAAAAGAUGGAUAUCUACUUUAGAUACCCCUGCAAAUAUAGAACGAGCUAAAAAAUGGAUAACAAUUUUUUCCAAAGAAUCAAUUCCAAAAGAUAUGUUAACCAUUACCUUUGCUCGAAGUAGUGGUCCUGGUGGUCAAAAUGUAAACAAGGUUAACACGAAAGUAGACCUACGGUUUAAUUUGGACCAGGCAUAUUGGAUACCUGAAUACGCGCGCAAGAAACUAGUGAUCCAAGAAUCAAAUCGUAUAAACAAAAAGGGCGAAUUUGUCAUAACUUCUGAAACAACACGCUCACAAGUUAAAAAUAUUGAAGAUUGUAUAGAAAGGUUGUAUGAAAUUAUAGUGAAAGCUGCUGAAAUUCCAAAAGGUCCGAGCGAGGAAACAAUACAAAGAAUCGAAAAACUUAAAGAAAAGGAAGAUCAUAAACGAAAGUUAGACAAACAAUUUAGAUCCCAGAAAAAAUUCGGACGUAAAUAUUCUGAUGAUUUAUAA